UCAAAAACAAUGUAAACAUACCUAACUCUAUGCCUCGAACAACCAGACCACGACUUCAAGAACAAAUAUUUGCGGCUUAAAUGAUUUAAUUUGUAUUGCUAAUGAUUCAAACUGUAUUUCGUUGACAUUUAGUAUAUUAGUUUCCUAUUUAAAAUGCUAUUAUCGUCAUGACACGCUGUUUUGUUGUAAUAGGAGUAUUCAAUAGAAUUAAUGGAGGGGAUGUAGACAGACCAGAGAACUUGCUUUAAUAGGCACAACUUCAUUUAUCUUCAGCGAGGGACUUCACUGAGGGGCCAGAGAGUGAAAUAUUUCUUUAGAGAACCUCUUCCACAGAAAUGAUCAGACGCACGUUUCAAUGGGCUUCACGUGCCCUUUCUCCCGGUCUGCGCCGCUUCUCUGACACUUCCGGCGGAGAAGUAAUUGAAUUUGAACGGACAGGCUCUGCAGAUCUCACCAAGCAGGCGUCUCUCUACGUGCACUGGCCUUACUGUCUGAGGAGGUGUUCCUACUGCAACUUUAACAAGUACAUACCCAGAGAGAAUAAGGACAAUAUCAUGACUGAGUGCCUGCAGAGAGAGACAGAGACGCUGCUGCAGCUUAGUCAGAUAUCCUGCAUUACAUCAGUAUUUUUUGGUGGAGGGACUCCGAGUCUUGCUCAGCCUUCAACCAUUGCUGCAGUCCUAGAGACUGUUUCCAGGCAGGUGAAAUUCUCAGAUAAGGCAGAGGUCAGUCUUGAGGUCAACCCGACUCCUGUGGGCAUGUCCAGACUAGAGGAUUUUUGCAAUGCAGGGGUAAACCGUUUCUCCAUUGGAGUCCAGUCGUUGCAGGAUGAAGACUUGAAGAUUCUUGGAAGAGACCACAGCUCAUAUCAGGCUUUGCAAACUAUAGAAGAGGCCAGAAGGCUGUGUCCAGGGGGUGUGUCUGUUGAUGUCAUAUUUGGACGGCCCAAACAGACCACUGAAUCCUGGGAGAGUGAGCUGACUGAGCUGUUGAAGGUGUGCGAUGACCAUGUGUCAUUGUACCAACUGACCUUGGAGAGAGGCACUCACUUGUUCAAACAGGUACAACGAGGAGAAGUGACUGUACCUGCUGAUGAUGUGACAGCAGAAAUGUACCAGUGUGCCAGGAGGACACUGCAGCAGCAUGGCUUCCUGCAGUAUGAGGUGUCCAACUUCGCAAGACAUAACGCCGUGAGUCAUCACAAUAUGAGCUACUGGAAGGGAAAACAGUACAUCGGUGUGGGCCCAGGAGCUCAUGGGCGAUUUGUUGUACCCGGAGAGGGAGGUGUCGCCCGGGAGGCCAGGACCCAGACUCUGGAACCUGACGUGUGGAUGUCUGAGGUCCAGCAGAGGGGACAUGGGACACGUAGGCGGAUUCGACUUGGCCAUCUUGAACUGUUGGAGGAGGUGUUGGUGAUGGGGAUGAGAUUGACAGAGGGUAUCCAGCACAAGCACUGGGAGUUGUUUAGCCCUGAAGUGGAACUAAGGAAAAUCUUUGGAACGUCUGUUGAAGUCCGGGAGUUUCUACAGAGUGGAAAACUCAUUCUUGAUGACAGAGGUCUGCGUUGCUCCUGGGAUGGACUGGCUUUACUGGACAGCAUGCUGCCUGCUCUCCUGGUGGAGCUAGAUAGAGGUAUCAGGCCGAGUCUGCAAAGAGAACACUACAAUGACGGACAAACAAAGAUUUCCAUCUCAAGAUGACUAUAAUGUUAGUCAGGGGUGGGUGGGUCACUAAUGAUAGAAUAAGAUUCACCCACAAUAUCAUGAAACAUUGGUUCUGUGAUAACUGAUAAAUGGUAAAAUAUUUAUACAACAGUACAUCACGAUAUUUGAUCAACAGAGGAAUCCAAAACCCCUCUUAAAAUGUGAAAUGCCUAUUAAUAUAAUUAUUUACUGCUGUUUAGAGCUAGUUUUAUCCACCAUUCUUCCUUUGUAAACUUCUUUUCACCACUGUCCUCCUCUUCUUUUAUCCCUGUCAACUUCUUCUCUAAAAAAUGGAUUUCCAAUAAUGUUUCAGUCAUUCAUGUCAUAGCUGCACCUUGAGGAGUCAUUAAGAAGUGACAUGGUAAAUUAAGCUGGAAGGACAUGCUGUUCAGAGUGCCUUAUUUAUUUAUUUUAUUGCAUAUCUUAAUCUCUUGUACCAGAUAUCUUAAAGAAAGCUCAUGUGUGAGUCAGGCUGAAAGGAAAUGUUAAUUGUUGUAAAAGCAGUUAGAUAUUAUAUUUCCAUAUGCAUAUAUUCUGCCUUACUUAGGCUGAAUUCUUCUGCUCUGCUGCCUUUUUUUGUUGUUGAUCCACAAACCAGAAAUGUCUUCUUUUUUUAAAUUGGGAUUAAACACUGGUAUUUAUAUUA
This is a messenger RNA of Cheilinus undulatus (humphead wrasse), 2349 nucleotides long. It is a transcript of the gene rsad1, whose product is annotated as radical S-adenosyl methionine domain containing 1. Lineage: Eukaryota; Metazoa; Chordata; Actinopteri; Labriformes; Labridae. Gene Ontology annotation, cellular component: cytoplasm. Gene Ontology annotation, molecular function: coproporphyrinogen oxidase activity; 4 iron, 4 sulfur cluster binding. The transcript has 9 exons. The record is from RefSeq and is a predicted model, not a curated record. Gene Ontology annotation, biological process: porphyrin-containing compound biosynthetic process. The coding region runs from base 336 to 1700 and encodes 454 amino acids.